Molecule: messenger RNA, 531 nt
Organism: Drosophila busckii
Lineage: Eukaryota; Metazoa; Arthropoda; Insecta; Diptera; Drosophilidae
Product: cuticle protein 16.5
Exons: 2
Coding region: 81-449 (122 amino acids)
Source: RefSeq, a predicted model, not a curated record
AACACUUGAGCCCGGACUAUAAAACCCGCCGCGUAAUUGGCCAACAGCAUCAGUAACUGACAACAAAUCCAAUCAACAACAUGAAAUUCAUCAUCUGCUUCGCUCUCUGCAUUGCCGCCGCCCAGGCUGGCUAUCUGGCUGCUGCUCCAGUGACCACCUAUGCUGCUGCUCCUGCUUAUACCACCUAUGCUGCAGCUGCUCCAGUGACCACUUAUUCUGCUGCUGCCCCCGCUUAUACCACCUAUGCCGCUGCUGCUCCCGCCUACACUUCCGGCUACACGGCUUCCGUCUAUGGCGCUCCUGCCUACACUGCCCAAUACACCGCUCCCGUGGCCACCUAUGCCGCACCUGCUUACACUGCUCCAGUUACCACUUACGCUGCUGCACCAGCUGUGGUCAACCCCUAUGCCGCUCCAGCUUUCGUCAGCUCCUUCCUGAAGAAGAAGUAAACAAAGCAACCAACACUCAAAUCUUUCUGCACAUUUUUCCAACACUUGAUGAUCACACAAUAAAAUCUCAAUAGACACGCAA